ACAAUGUCAUCUGGCAAAACCACCUGCGACUGAAGGACAUCUCAAAUGCUUCUGUCCUCUCGCAGGUCUGUGACAUGAUCGUGACCGGAACGAAAAUCAACUCUCGUGCGAGUAUGCCCGUGGUACCACUGACACACAUCUCCUGCCGGGAGUACCUGGUCCAGAACCACUUCAUCACCAGCCCCUUGUCGGAAGAGGAAGCUGCCUUCCCCCUGGCCUACGUCAUGGUCAUCCACAAGGACUUCGAUACAUUCGAAAGGCUCUUCCGGGCCAUCUACACGCCCCAGAACGUCUACUGCGUGCACGUGGACCGGAAAGCCUCCUCGGAGUUCCAGCUUUCCGUGUCGCGCUUACUGAGCUGCUUCCAAAACGCCUUUCUGGCCUCCAAGCUGGAGCCCGUGGUCUACGGGGGCAUCUCCAGGCUCCAGGCCGACCUGAACUGCAUGAAGGACCUCGUGGCCUCCACGGUGCCCUGGAAAUACCUCAUCAACACGUGCGGGCAAGAUUUCCCCCUGAAGACCAACCGGGAAAUCAUUCAGCACCUGAAAGGAUUUAAAGGGAAAACAUCACCCCGGGGGUGCUGCCCCCAGCUCAUGCCAUUGGGAGGACCAAAUACAGCCACUUGGAGCGCAAUUAUCAUUGGUUUUCCUUCAUGUUAUUGACGUGGA
This is a messenger RNA of Ochotona princeps (American pika), 668 nucleotides long. RefSeq names its product N-acetyllactosaminide beta-1,6-N-acetylglucosaminyl-transferase-like. NCBI's taxonomy places the organism in Eukaryota, Metazoa, Chordata, Mammalia, Lagomorpha, Ochotonidae. Gene Ontology annotation, biological process: transforming growth factor beta receptor signaling pathway. The transcript has a single exon. The record is from RefSeq and is a predicted model, not a curated record. Gene Ontology annotation, cellular component: membrane. Bases 75 to 662 code for a protein of 195 amino acids. Gene Ontology annotation, molecular function: acetylglucosaminyltransferase activity.